Paramormyrops kingsleyae is the source of this 5307-nucleotide messenger RNA. It is a transcript of the gene arhgap4b, whose product is annotated as Rho GTPase activating protein 4b. NCBI's taxonomy places the organism in Eukaryota, Metazoa, Chordata, Actinopteri, Osteoglossiformes, Mormyridae. Gene Ontology annotation, molecular function: protein binding. The record is from RefSeq and is a predicted model, not a curated record. Gene Ontology annotation, biological process: signal transduction.
CACGUACGUCCCGAAAUCGUUGGCGUGUGCAUGACACGCGACAAUUCUGUGAAAAUUCCGCCCACAGGUUCUUCCCCGUCGUGGAGUCCCACCUGCCUUCACCGGACAUAACUCUUCUCGCUGGAGUCAGCCAGUCGCUGAUGGGUGUGCUUGGUGUCGAUGGUUAGGAUGGGCGUCUUGGGCCUUCUAGAAGUUUUACGGAUCUGAGACGUGGCAUGACUUGUGACCGAGGCAAGGCCAGGAUUUAAACCUCAUCCCGCAAGCCGAUUCAGAAGCCGCGUCUCGGAUUGAAAGCUGGCCGUCAUAGCAGGCACAGACAGUCAGCUUCUCUUAGGGACACAGAAGACAGAGACAGGCACCCAGCUCCAGUGGAAGUGGAAUCGGCGGACUUUUCCAUGCCGCCAUUCUUCUCGAUUCGACUAAUAAUCAGACGCUUCGGUUAGAUAUUAGAGCGGCCAUUUUCAAGCUUCCAUGAAUGUCCCUUAGCAGCUUCAAAGGGAAGCACAUCUCACCAAUUACGACUCGAAGCAGGUUAUUAGGUUGCAAGGAUCAGCAGCAGUAACUCAGGCAGGCUGCAGAGCGCCGUCUGCUGUAAAAAGGGAUUCUGUUAGCGCCGGACUUUGCCCCCCCAGUGGUGGGACGAUGACAUCGCACGGCAAGCUGAGGAAGGAGAGGGGCAGUCUGGCCGAGUAUGAGACCCAGAUCAAAGAGGUGCGCAGCCAGCUGUCAGAGCAGCUGAAGGUCCUGGAGGCGCAGGUGGAGCAGAAGACGCAGCUGCUGCAGGACCUGAGCGACUAUCUGCGCAGGCGUGGCGAGAUCGAGGGGGAGUACGCGCGCUCGCUGGAGAAGCUGACCGAGAGGUUCACCGCCAAGAUCAAGAGGAAGGAGCAGAACGAGCAGUCCGUCGGCCAGUGCUGGUCGGUGCUCCUGACCCAGACCCGGCAGGAGAGCAAGGACCACGGGGCCAUGGGCGAGUACUACAGCAACACCCUGACCCAGCGGCUCUCGCACUGCUUGGAGGACACCCAGCGGCUCGCCAAGCGGAGUAAAGAGGUUGGUCUUCAGGUGCAGGACGAGCUCCUGAAGGUCACCACGGAGCUGCAGACGACUUUGAAGACCUAUCACCAGUACCAUACAGACUGCCUUGCAGCAGAGGGAAAGCUUAAAGAGGUCGCUCGAUUGGAGGAAAGACAGACUGGCAAAUCAGCUGACCUAGGACUGGGCCAAUCGGGGGGCCAGAGGCGGAGCUCUGUGAAAAAAAUGGAAAGACUACUGGAAAAGAGACAAGGGAAGGUGCAGGAGACGCAACUGAAAUGCACUAAAGCCCGCAAUGACUACCUUCUGAACCUGGCUGCGUCCAAUGCCUCCAUGAACAAGUAUUAUCUGGAGGACAUCUGUACCAUUAUUGACUGCACUGACCUGGGCUACCACCUCUCGCUGUCUCGGGUGUUGCGUGGCUUCCUGACCAGCCGGUACCGAGCCCAGCAGAACCUGAAGACGGGACUGCAGCAAUUGGAUGCGGCGGUGACGGCCCUGAACCAGGCCCAGGACAGGGACGCCCUCCUGCAAGCUCACAACACCACCUUCUGCCUGCCCUUCCGCUUCCAGUUCCAGCCACACGAGGGGGACCAGGUGUGUGAGGUGAGCGCAGAGUGCCAGGUUCGCUACGAGCUAGAUACCCGCUUUCAGCAGCUACAGUCCCGGCUCACGUCCAUCACCCUGGAGACCGAAGAGGUUAGCAAAACCCUGCGGGCAACGCAGACCUCACUUCUAGACAGCAUCUGCGACGACGACUGCAACCUUUCGCUUGACCCUUCGGCCUCCCAGCCACAAGAGGUCGCCGGUGAUGGACCUGGGACCAAGCUCAGUUUGGCCAAGCGCCGGGCCAAUCAGCAGGAGACCGAGAUCUUCUAUUUCACGAAAGUAAAAGACUAUCUCAGUGGCAGCUCCCUGAUGUCCAAACUUCAGGCCAAACACGACUUGCUUAAGGAAGCCACUCAGAAAGCUGAAGCAAUCGACAGGGACCCCUCCAGAGGGCACUCCAGUAGGUCAGUGCGUGCGCGGAAGGCUCGACCCUGCUCCCAGUACAACCACAAACUCUUCACGGGAGAGAUACUGUCCUUCAUCCAGAGCACUGGACAGCAGAUCCCCCUGGUGGUAGAAAGCUGCAUCCGAUUCAUCAACCUUCACGGUCUGCACCAUGAGGGAAUCUUCCGGGUGCCCGGCUCUCAGAGCGAGGUGAACCAUAUCAGGGACGCCUUUGAGCGAGGGGAGGACCCCCUGACGGACGGCGAGUGCGACAUCGACUCUGUGGCCGGCGUGCUGAAGCUUUACUUCCGCGGCCUGGAGAAGCCGCUUUUCCCCGAGGAGAGCUUCAGCCAGCUCAUGGACUGCGUCCCAAUCGAGAACGUCAUGGAGAGAGUGGCCCAGAUCAGGCCGGUCAUCCUCACCUACCCCGGACCGGUGGUCGUGGUCAUGAGAUACCUGUUCGCCUUCCUCAAUCACGUGUCGCAGUACAGCGACGAGAACAUGAUGCAACCCUACAACCUGGCGGUGUGCUUCGGGCCCAGUCUGCUGCGCAGCACCGAGAGCAGCGACGCCGUCACCCUGCAGCCGCAGAUCAAUGCGCUGGUGAAGACCCUCAUCGUGCAGCAUGAGAACAUCUUUCCCGCGCAGACCGAGCUGCCGGGGCCCAUCUACGAGAAGUGCAUGGCGCUCGAGCAGGAGUACUGUGAGCCGAUUGUGGAGGAGGGAGACGGGGAUCCUGAGCCGCUGCACAGCGAGGACGAGUGGGACGCCGUGGCCAUAUUCGAUUAUGCCGCCCGCUCAACCUCCGAACUGUCAUUCAAGCAGGGGGACCACCUGAUACUGCACAGCAAGGCCUCAUCUGAUUGGUGGAGGGGUGAAGUGGGUGGGGUCAAGGGCCUCAUCCCGCACAAAUACAUCAGCGUGUCUGAGGGGGUGGAGCGCAAGCUGGAGCGCGGGCGGAGAGAGGAAGGCAAAGGGGGCAGCACGGGAAACCUGGCGGAGGAGCAGCUGAUGGUGGAGCACAGCACCCGCCUCAGGGUGAACAGCGACAGUGCCUCCCUUCCCAACAGGCAGCGUGGUGCGGGUGGGGGUGGGGGGGUCAGCCCCGUGAGGAAGCUGACCCUGCAGCCGCCUGAGGGCCGCAUCAUCAUGCCCCCGCCGUCCCCUGGCCAGGCACGACCCCCCAUGGUGUCCCAGGAAAGGAGAAACACUGUGGGGCAAGUGGGGGCAGAGAGGCAGACACCGAUGGUGGAUAAGGAGGUCAGCCGCCAGAUGAACUCCGUCUUCAAGGAGCUCCUAUCCCGGCAGGUGCCCAUCGAGGCCACUAUCACACCAACGUCACUGCCUGCCUCCUCGUCCGCCCGGCCCAUUACCAAAAAGAGCGGCUUUGGCUUGAGGGGGAGAGGCCUGUUCAAGCCUGCUGACCAGCAGGACUGAUGCAGCGGACGGCCAGCAGGAGGCAGGAGUGGAUCUUGGGAUGAGGGGGACAGCACAGGCACAGGUGGACAACUGCUCUGAAGACACAUAUUUUUGCAGAAUUACGGUCAUGAUGCAUCAUUUCCCGUUCAUGCUCCUUCCCGUGUUCAGUACGACGCUGUGCAGUCCCUGUCGCGUGUACGCCAUCGUCUCUCAGUAGUGCUAUGGUGUGUUGUCAUGAAAAGCUCACCGUCAAAGAGGUUUCUGCUAAGAUCCCUUGAAGGGGCACCUCUUCACGCAGCGCCCUGUCAUGUCCUGUAAUUAUGUAUAUAACUGGAGAGGGAAGCAGGGAAAAAACAGAAGUUCUAAUAAUUGUGAUGAGGGAGCAGUGGGGUUGACUGUUGGUGCGCAUCCGUGUGUCCAUCCUAGCGGGCGAGCAUUUGAGACGAUCACUUGCACGGAUGCAUCGCUGGUGCAAAUCCCAGCUCCAUUUCGCACGGCACAGCUCCAGUAGGAGUCCCUGUACAUUUAGCGGUUCGAUCGGUGUACAGAUAGAUCUGCUGGUUGGGUAAUGCAAUCAAAUGCUGUGCAAGCCUAUUUUAAACCAAUUAACAAGGCUAUUUGGUUUGAAACAGUAAUGUUAGCUCAGGGUGCAGACCAAGGUCUUCUUUCCAACACAAGGGUGACCCCUGACACUGCAGUGAUAACCUGAUUAUAUGUGAAUUGUUAUUUUUUUUGUUCCAUUUAAUGGUAAUUUAAUGUUCUUUUUUUGCUAAGCUUUUGUACCAUUCCCCCAAAAAAACACAGCUCUAGCAAGUAAUGCUGAGCUGUGAUUCCUGUUUAAAGGAUGUUGCUUUGUUUUUUUCCUGGGAUCAUAAAUGAGCUAUAAGUAUGAUAUUUCUGAUUCCAUGAGUAUCAUAUUAUAAAUAUGAAAUUUAUUUUGUUACAAAAAUAAUACUGUGACUCUGAAUCCAGUAAUCUUUUAUUUAACAGAACGGGAGCAUCGCUUGAUAAAAAUAAAAUCCAAUAUUGUUUUUUUUUUUUUUUGCAUUUUUUUGCAUAAGUAAUGGUGAAAACUUUGCAAUCCUUAAAGCAAUCAAUCAAAUACAAAGUCCUGAAAUGUACAGUGCAGAUAACGGGCAGGAUUUCUCUUGAAACUGCACAGGACACUUCAAUUGAUUUAAUUGAUAAGCUGUCAUGGUAUCUGUCCUGUAUUCUGCUUUAAUGUGUAGCCUACAAAAAAAACAGAUGAAUUUGACCCAAAAGUGAAAGUUAACGACAAAGUAAAAUGUGGUCCAGUUUGUCAUAAAACAAUGGAACUAUCCCUUUAAGAAUGAACUUUUUUAGUCAGGGGAUAUCAGUUCGGUGUGGAUGUGCAUCAAUAUACAUACAUGAAAUGCGCUGCAUGGCAACAGGAAGACUGACAUUGAUAAACCCUUGAUCUUUGCCACCCUUUUCAUAACACACAGGUCCUGUUGAAGCAUCUCACUGAAACGUAGAGCUGCUGAAGAGUAGAGCUCACCCCUGACCUGCAGCCAAUCGUGCUGUGUGAGAUGGCGCCCUCUUGUGGGGGGAAAGGGGUGCACGACCUUACUAUAGGAUCAGGUCAGAGAGGGGGGAGAAGAUGAAAAUAACCACCAAACUGUGACGAAAGAAAAAAAAAAUUAUGUAAAAAGCAGAGGAAAGGAGUAUAGGGGAACGCGGUUUACUAUAUCUGAGCCAGAGUAACCAUUUUUACAAACUGCCCAGGUAUUGGUGGAAAUCCCUCCUGUUAUGUUCCCAUCUCCCCUUCGUGCGUUUUUUGAUGAUAUCACUGAGAUUCCUGUUGUUGACUAUUAUGGUAAUAAAGAUUAUAGAUUCUAA